CUUCCUGUUCCGCCUCUCCCUCCCCUUUCCCCCCUCCCCUCCCCUCCUUUCUUCAUUACAGUGGUGGGAAGUUGCCUUUUUCGGCUUUCUCAGGACUGGAGCCUUUCCUGCAAAUUCCGUUCCCAGAGGAUUGAAGGGGGGGGCAGCAAUGCCAAAAGACCGCGUGGAGCAGGAUCGUCUGAAACAGCUCAAUACAAGGCAGCUUCCUGUCUUCUCUCUUUUGUUCUGGAAGGUGAUGGCUAAGGCAAGAAGAAGGGAAAUCUUCAGCUAGAAAAACGUGAGCAAGUCCUGAGGUGAAAGAGAUGCCUGGAAGUCAACAGGGAUACACAAGAUAUCCUGAGAAGGCAACAGAAGAAGCUUUUCUUUGUGAAGAUGAAGAUAGCAGUUUAAAUGAAAGUACCUUCCAAGAAGAAAUCAUCAUGAGUAAGGGAGAGAACAGGGGCGCUGACUGUGGGACAAGCCUCCAUCAGAGCUCUGAGCUUCUUGAGAAUCAGAAUGUGCAAACAGGGGGAAAUCAAUAUAAAUGCUCAUAUUGUUGGGAAGCUUUUCGUGAGAGAACCCACUUGGUUACACAUAAGAGAAUCCACACUGGAGAUAAACCAUACAAAUGCACAGAUUGUGGGAAAAGCUUUAGCACAAGCUAUGAGUUUAUCGAUCAUAUACGAGUACACACAGACGAGAAGCCAUAUACAUGUUCAGACUGUGGUCAAAGCUUCCAUUUGAAAUCAAAUCUUACUGCACACAAGAGAACCCAUACAGCAGAGAACCCCUAUGAAUGUGCUGAAUGUGGGCAAAGCUUUGGUAAGAAAUCUCAUCUUGUCACACAUGAGAGGACUCACACUGGAGAGAAACCAUAUCAGUGCUCAGACUGUGGGAAGAGCUUUAGUCAGAAAGGAAAUCUUGUUUCCCACAUGAGGAUUCACACAGGGGAGAAACCGUAUAAAUGCUCCCAGUGUGGCAAAUGCUUCUCUCACUGCACUUCCUUGAUGAUGCAUGUGAGAACCCACACAGGGGAAAAGCCAUACAAAUGCUCAGUCUGUGAAAAAAGCUUUGUUAACAAGGGAAACCUUGUCUCGCAUGUAAGAAUCCAUACAGGAGAAAAACCCUACGAAUGCACAGAUUGUGGAAAAAGCUUUAGCACCAGCUUUCAAUUUAUAGAACAUAAAAGACUGCAUACAGGGGAGAAGCCCUAUAUGUGCUCAUACUGUGGACAAAGCUUCAAUUCAAAAUCAAACCUUAUUACACACAAGAGAACCCACACAGGGGAGAAACCUUAUCAAUGUACCGUGUGUGGGAAAGGUUUUCGAGUUAAAUCAUCCCUUACUAAACAUGUGAGAAUCCACACGGGGGAGAAACCCUACGAAUGUUCGGAGUGUGGGAAAAGCUUCAAUACUAGCUCUCUGCUUGUAAAUCAUAAAAGGGUUCAUACAGGAGAGAAACCAUAUAAAUGCUCAGGAUGUGGGAGAAGCUUCCGUCAGAAAGGAAACCUUGUUUCACAUAUGAGAAUUCACACGGGGGAGAAACCAUAUCAAUGUUCUGACUGUGACAAAAGCUUCAUUGAUAAAAAGUCCCUUAUUAAACACAAGAGAACCCAUCCGGGAGAGAAAGCUUAUGAAUGUUCAGAUGGAGGGCAAAGCUUCAGGUAUAGCUUGACGUUUACAUAGCACAGUAUAAUCCACUGGACCAGAUUGGACAAUACUGCUUGAUUCAACUGCAUAUAUUGUCCCUUCCCACUGACUCAGCAUUUCUCCCUCCCCUUUGACAUCACCAGAUGUCCGUACGAAACCAUAAUGUUGAAAUAUGGAUGUAUACAUGUACUUAGGUUGCAUUUGUGUGGGUCAAUACCCAGAUUUGGUGGGGUCAGUUUCCAGCUUAUGCUGGUCAGGCCACAUCUGGAGUACCAUGUCCAGCUCUGGGCACUGCAUUUUAAGGAGGUCAUUGACAAACUGGGAUGUUUCCAAAGGAGGGUGCCUAGGAUGGUGAGGAAUCUAGAAAACAAGACCCCUCACAGGAAUAGUUGAAUGAUCUGGUUAUGUUUAACUUGGGGAAGAGAAAAUUAAGCAGAGAGAUGUAUGAUAGUGGUCUCAAAUAAUCACACAGAAUAAGGAAUUGUUUUCUGUUACUCUAGAGGACAGGACUAGAACUAACGGGUAGAAUUUGCAGGGAAGCAGAUUUUGGCAAAAUAUUAGGAAAAACUGUUCAACACUGGAACAGCCUUCUUUUGGAGGUAGCAUUAUGGAUGUUAUCUGUUAAAUUAACUGUGGAAUCUGGGCCUGUGCACUUUGGGUACGGCACAUUGAAAUGUCACACCCUUCCCCAUAGAUACUUUCAGAGAUGGGCAGGCACCCGAGGCGGCAGGAUGGGAAGGUGCAUAUCCGCCUACACGUGGGUAAGAUCAGAGAGGUAUUGUCCAGUCUUGCUAACUGUGAUGUCUUGACACAAGAUAAGACCUAUUAGAGCAGCCUUUCCCAACCUGGUGCCCUCCAGGUGUUUUGGAUUACACCUCCCAUCAGUACCAGGCCAGCACGGCCAUGCUGCAUUAAAAGAAAGCAAAGUAAAAACUCGGGGCACUUCUGUGUUUUUUGUUGCCAUUUCGAGUAACUUCUACUUUGCUCUGAACAUUGCUUCAGUUGACUCAUCCUGUUUUCCUUUUAAGACGGCCAGGGAACCUUUUUCAGUGCAGGAACCCUCUCACGGGCAACCUUCUAAAGGCUGCAUGGCAGUAGUGAGUGGGGGCCAUAGACUGUGGAGUCUGGUCCAUUUGGGUGAAAGGGGCGCUGUCCCACCAACCUCAGUCUGCCCUCAGCCACCCCCAACCCACCUUGCCUUCUCAUAUACUCCCAGCCCACAGCCAGCUUCCUCCUCCUUAGUCUCAGUGUUGGCCUUGUAGAACUUGGCAGGGAGGAAGAUGGGAGACAACUCUGGAAUUAGCUGACUCUGUGAUUGGCUCUGGCUCCACCUGCUGUGGGCCUCUCUUGCCUUCCGCCCUACCAGUCACAAUGGGCACCAGCCAACACUGGCCAUAGGCAAAAAUGGAUGGAGCAACGGAUGUGGUUCUUAACCUUUGUACAGCAGGGCACAUUCUAGCCAUGCAAAGGCCAGAAGCUUCUUCAUCGCCCUCCACCUGCUUACGUCCCUCUUGUCUUACAUACAGGCAAACAAGAGACAUUAUCAUCAUUCAGAGACACAUUCCAACCCGGCAAAAGCACCCAAGGAGUGUGCAGAGCAGGGCUGGGGAGGGAUAUGAAGUGGCAGACAGAGAGGCGCAGAGGCCCACAUUUGGGUCCCAAGCCUGAGUUAGUCUUGCUGAUCAACGUUCUCAGCCACUGAGUGAGGGGAAAAAAACACCUUGUUGCAUUCCAACAGAGUGGCACAGUUUAGGCCAGGAUAGGGAACCGGUGACCCUGCAGAUGUUGCUGGGCUCCGGCUCCCAUCAUCCCUUGAUCAAUGACCAUGCUGACUUGCGGGCUGAUAAGAGUUGGGAGUUCAUGACUUCUGGAAGGAGCCAGGCUGUGAAAGGCUGGUUUAGAGUUUUGCCUGGAAAUGUAAAUGCACCAACGCAUUUAGUCUACUGUGUGCGGAUUAAAUUGUAGGUUUGGAUGUUAAAA
Messenger RNA from Rhineura floridana, 3608 nucleotides. RefSeq names its product zinc finger protein 501-like. Lineage: Eukaryota; Metazoa; Chordata; Lepidosauria; Squamata; Rhineuridae. Bases 303 to 1664 code for a protein of 453 amino acids. The transcript is spliced from 2 exons. The record is from RefSeq and is a predicted model, not a curated record. Gene Ontology annotation, biological process: regulation of cytokine production; regulation of immune system process; negative regulation of transcription by RNA polymerase II.